GCCCUGGCUCCUGGGUCCUGUGCGGGGAAGGGGCCGGGGGCGGGCGGGUCCCCACAGCCGCGGAGCCCCGAGCGGCGUGUGUUUCGCGGCGGCUUGUGCAGCCGCCGUGCGUGCUCCCGGGUAACCUGUACGCAACCCGGUGAGCAGCGCGACCUUCGUGCAGGUGAGCACCUGUGGCUCCGGGCUGCGUGAGCAGCGUCCGCUGCCCCGGAGCCCCGGAGAGAGGACAGCCCCGCUCGGUGCGCGUCCGCGCAGCCUUCGAGGGCGCCGGCCGCCCGGGGUAGCGUGGCUUUGCGCUCGCUGCACCUUCCGUCGUUUCUCCGCCUCCAACUUUCUCUCCGAAACGAGCUUCCCAGAGACCGGCCUUGAAUCCGCCCCAGAGACGAUUAUCCUCCAGCACAGCCCAGAAUGGCCGCAGCCCUGGAACCCGAGGGACAAAGAGGACUGGGGGUAGUGAAGGCGGAAGACCGUUACCGGGGACGGGACCCCGGCCCACAAAACUACAGCCCCCGCAAGAGGGAAGUGUUCCGGCAGCACUUCAGGAGGCUCUGCUAUCGGGAUGCACCCGGGCCCAGGGAGGCUCUCACCCGGCUGUGGGAGCUGUGCCGCCGGUGGCUGAGGCCGGAGUGCCACACCAAGGAGCAGAUUUUAGACCUGCUGGUGCUGGAGCAGUUCCUGAGCAUUCUUCCCAGGGACCUGCAGCAGUGGGUGCAGGCGCACCAUCCAAACACUGGGGAGGAGGCGGUGAGCGUGCUGGAGGACCUGGAGAGAGAGCUGGAUGAGCCUCAGAAGCAGGUCCCAGCCAAUUCAGAAAGACAGGACACGCUCUUGGACAAGUUGGCCCCCUUGGGAAGGCCCCAUGAGUCACUGACUGUCCGGCUCCAUCCCGAGAAGAACCACGAGGAGCAGGAAUCUGGGGAUCCCCAGAGGAAUGACUGUCAAGCAAGCUGUACGCAUGGUGAUCAAAUGAGCUUUGUGGACAUCUCCUCUCAGUGACCAGCAGGGCUGGGUGAAUCUCAAAUUGUAACUGAUAGGGAUUCUAGGUAUUACACAUGCCAAAAUAACAUUGGAAGGACAGCCCUGGCAGAAGAUGUCAGAACCCAGUAUUUUUCAUUUUGUCCGUUCUGAAAAAAGGUCUCUUGGAAUCCUAUUAGCCUGAGACUAGCACUUAGAAGAGAUACAUAAACAAGACCCUGAAUUCCAGCUGACCAAGAAGUAGACUGAGGUCCAUGAGAUGAAAAAGCUCACAUUUGACAAUGUCCAUACGAUAUUCUUUAUAUUGUUCAGUUGCAGAUCUAAGGGAGAGGAUUAUAAUUUCAGUUGCUGACCAAAAAAAGCUGACCUUGUAUUAAAAAAAAAAAAACAAAAAAAACCUUUUGAAGUCCUGAUGAGAUUUUUCUCUGGAUUUCUCCCAAAGCUGUGGGGGAGAGACUUAUCUUGAGGACUGGUAGAUUACACUGAAGAUGGUGAACUGACCAUUUAGGGCAAACUCUGUGUCUUUUGUUGUUGUUGUUAAUAUUCAUCAGUAAGCCCCAGGAAAGCCAGCCCCUGGUGACAGCUAUAUGUAAAGAAGCUGUUGAGGCUAAUGUUGAUAUUUCAGAACACUUCUUUUCAUGGUAGGAGGUGUCUCUGAUUUCCAUGAUUUGCUUGAUCACUCUUCCCCUGCUAACCUAGCAAUACUUCUGUCCCACAUUAUACUUUUACAAAUGCUUUAUCUUAUCUUCCCUCAUCUGAUCAAACAAUGGGUAAAGAAGGCACAGAGGUGAGAAGGAAACCAAAAUAGUUAUCACCUGCCAGAAUUUAAACAUUGAUCAGUUCCAGGACUGGAAUCUUGAUCUUCUGGUUCUAAUUUAGUCCUUGUAAUUUCUAGCCCAGGAUAACAUGGCAUUUACAUUCCAAAACAGUAUCAUCUUCGAGCAAAUAUCCAAACUUUGAGAAAGUCUACUGCCUGGUUUUAAAAACUGAUUUUUCAGGAGGAACAGAUCUGAGGACGAUUGGGAGCAAGGGGGACACGGUGAGGACAGUGAAGAGUGGGCUUCGUGGCUUGGCCUCAGUGAGCCACGUGAGCCAGAGUUUCCAGCCCAACCCAGGCACUGAGAUGCCCUGGGAGCUCUUGCUGCUGCUUCCUUCAGGCCAAGUGAGCCCCUGAGGACCAACUAAAUGACAGCUGCACUGUUAGGAUUCCUAGGUUCAUUGAGAUGGAAGUCACAGCAUGACUGAGUAGGUGACACUUUCUACCCCCUCCAAAUCAUCAAAACAGCUAUUUUCUUACAAAGUUCAACUCAAAUAUUUACUGAGUACUUGCUGUUGUGUGCUAUUGUAUGCAAAGCAUGAGGUUGAGGACAUAGUGAUCAGGAAGAGGGAAAAGAGCCAAUUUGGGAGAUUUAGGGAAGACUUCCUGGAGGAGAGAGUAUUUGAGUUGGACCUUGAAAAAUACCUAGGCCGUUGGUUCUCAAAAUGUGGUCCCUGAAUCCGUAGUAUCUCUCCCACCAGGAAACUUGUUAGAAAUGCAAAUUUUUGAGCUCUACUCCAGCUUUAUCAAAGCUGAGUGGGAAGCCUAGUAUUCUGGUUUAAGAAGCCAUCCAUGUGAUUCUGAUGCAAAUCACGUUUCUGGGCUGGCACUGGAGAUGAGAGUGUGGACACACACCAGACCAUCCACUGUCACUUCCUCUAUUUAUCCUGCCCUGCAUGCUCUCAACCUGCUUUUUACUGAUUAUUAUCCUUCCUACGGUUCCUUUCUCUGAUGGUUCCUACUCACUACAUUCAGUUCAGAUCCCUAAUCCCACUGUCUUCUCCCACUUAACCACCUAUGUUUCAGGCCCUGACGUGUUUCUCCCAAACUCUCAGCUCCCUCUCCGUCUGUUCUCUGACCCCCUGUCUGUCCGUCUUCGUUAUCCCCAGCAUAUCCGUAGUCCUCAUUUACCGCUCAGCACUCUGCCUGUGCACGAGAUUGCCAGGUGACUCUUCGAUCCACAUCACUGCCUUCUCUCUUCUUAAUCUCUUCCCAAAUAACCCUGCCACUGGCUUCCCCGCUCGCCUCUUAAUUUCUUCCUUAUAUCGUCGGUAUGAUUUGAUGGUGCCAAAUCUCUGGUUUGUGCAUUGUAUGUGACUUUUAUAACACAUUUAGAGCGUUAAUGUGUUCUUUCUCAAACUUAGAUUAGGACACCUUUGUGUUUGG
This is a messenger RNA of Lynx canadensis (Canada lynx), 3178 nucleotides long. RefSeq names its product zinc finger and SCAN domain containing 16 (gene ZSCAN16). Bases 409 to 996 code for a protein of 195 amino acids. The transcript is spliced from 3 exons. Gene Ontology annotation, cellular component: nucleus. Gene Ontology annotation, biological process: regulation of transcription by RNA polymerase II. Gene Ontology annotation, molecular function: DNA-binding transcription factor activity, RNA polymerase II-specific; RNA polymerase II cis-regulatory region sequence-specific DNA binding. The record is from RefSeq and is a predicted model, not a curated record. Lineage: Eukaryota; Metazoa; Chordata; Mammalia; Carnivora; Felidae.